CUUCACCUCGUUGUUAAUUAUGUUGCCGAUAAAAUCAUGUUUGCAGGCUAGUCAGCGCGUGCUGUUAGCUAACCUUACUAGCAGUUAGCCAAGAAGCUAACGUGUGGUAAAACAGCAGCGUGCUCAGCGGUCAGAAGCGCCUUACAGUGACGCCAGUGUAUAGUUUGUGAAUCAGCUCGCUGGCUCAGCUAACGCAGGCACGUUUCAGGUCACUGUUUGUCAGUUGGCUGAAGUGUCAGUGUUACGGCGUUCAGAUGGUUUAUUAUUGUCGACACUGUUUAAAUGAAAUGUGUGUUUUGGUGACGGAGUCUUCAGGGGAAAGUCGCUAAUAAUGCAAGCUGAAGCGCGAGGAGUUGGUAGAAGUCGCCGGAUGAUGUCACAGGCUCAUUUGCAUAUUCAUUAAACCCCAGGAUGAACUUCUGAUGUGUAUUAGAUUGGUUGAUUAUGAUAGCUGAUGUUUGCUGUCAAAAUUGUCUUCUGAUAUCAGAAUAUUACAUUUCUCCACAGUGCUCCACUUUGCAGACGCGCUCAUGUAGAAUUUACUUUGUUUUGUAGGACGUUGAACGUGCGCCUGGCAGCAGCAUGUCGUACGUGUUCGCCAGUGACUCUCUGCAGGCCACACUGCCGCUGCUGCAGGCCUGCAUUGAUGGAGAUGUGGUCUAUACUAAGCGCCUGCUGGAGACCGGCUUCGACCCGAACACGCGUGACUGUCGGGGACGCUCAGGGAUGCACCUGGCUGCAGCACGCGGGAACGUGGAGAUCUGUCGCCUGCUACAUAAGUUUGGUGCAGACCUGCUGGCCACUGACGCUCAGGGUAACACCGCACUGCACAUGUGUGGCCACGUGGACACCAUCCAGUUCCUCGUGUCCAAUGGACUCAAGAUCGAUAUCUGUAACCAUAACGGAGCCACUCCUCUGGUCCUGGCAAAGCGGCGCGGUGUGAACAGAGACGCUCUUCGUCUGCUCGAGGGACUGGAAGAGCAGGAGAUGAAGGGCUUCAACCGCAGCUUUCACUCCAGCCUGGAGAAGAUGCACAUCGCAGAUAAUGAGAGUGCCAUGGAGAGUCAUUCACUCCUCAACCCUCAGCUCCACCGCAGCGAGGGCGUGUUCUCCAGCUUUCAGACCACGUGGCAGGAGUUUGUAGAGGAUCUCGGCUUCUGGAGGGUUCUGUUGCUCCUGCUCUUCAUCGCACUGCUCUCGCUGGCCAUCGCUUACUACGUCAGCGGAGUUUUACCUUUUAGUUCAAAUCAGCUGGAACUUGUGCGUUAGGGAUGUGAUCCUGAGCGAUGGUGAACUGGUGGAGGCGGCGGGGGGGAGUGGAGGUGACUGAAAGGUGAAACAUUUGUGCUUCUGAAACUCUUAUCAUGUAAAUGAUGUUAUAAUUCAGUUUUACAGAACCAGUCAGAAGUCUGGAAACAUACACACUAAUUAUGAAGUGUCCAAACUCUGACUGUUUGUGGAAAAAGUCAAAACAGUUUAGAUGCCUUUUGAUCAGACACGCCUUCAUGUAUGAUCAGGCACAAAGGUUUUUUUAUUUUUUUAAAUUGGUCCUGAACAUUUAAAACCUAACUCUUCACAUUGUGUAGAAUUCUGACUAAAACUGACUGUUAACUCUUAAUGCACACAUGGAGUGAGUUCCAUUCAUCAAAUUCCAAAACCUGAUUCUCACAGAUCCAACGGUUAAAAAUCCAACGACACAACGAGACUCUGUUAGUGAUGAACUGUUUACUGUACGCUCACUACGUUUUCAAUUUUUCUCUAAAUCUAAUGGAACUCCGAUCAUUAUCAAACUCUUCCUGAGGGUAAAGGGUGUGUGAGUGAGUGAGAGAGAUGUACAAAACUGAAUUUCAGAACUCUGAGUGGUACUGAUCCACAUAGCUAUCUUCUUUAGCCUUUGAUUAUUUAUAUUAAGAGCAUUAACUGAAGAACGCUGCUGAGUGAAAGUGAUUUAGUGAAUGGAAGGAACAUGGCUUUGUAUGUUAAUUGAUUUUUUUCCCUUUUUAAUUUCAUACUCAUUCCAGGAUUUUUUUAUUAUAAUUAUCAGCCUUUAUUGUGUAAGACAACACAAUCUUAAUCUUUGUUUCAGGUGUAAACUUGGUGUUUAUUGCUGAAAAGCUUCUGUGUGAGUUUCAGUGUUUAUUACAGACACAAAGCAACACGCGCGAACUCAUGGACAUUAGAGAUUAAAGAAAUUUCAGCUUUUCAGUCUGCAGCAUUAAUGAGAUGUUAAUGGAAAAAUAUGAAUGCUCUCAUUUCCUUAAAAUGAUCUAUGUGCUUUAUAUGUUUAUGGACGAAAGUAUUUAACCUUGAACGCAUGAUAAAGGCAGUAAAAGUGAGUAUCAGAGCUGUGGUAAUAAGAGCAUUAAUGGGCGUGUCUGUUGAGCAGCAUGGGCGUGUUCACUCUGCACUCUUCUCCCACGGUGACCAGGACGCAGUGGGAUUAUGGGAGACGUCCAGAUUUAUCUUUAACUUUUCAUUCAGAAUUACAGCUUAAUUGACUUAAAUUUGUUUUUGUAAUUUUAUUUUCAAGAGUUAAAAAAACAGAUUUUAUGUAAAUUAAACAUGUCUUGUGGCAGUA
Neoarius graeffei (lesser salmon catfish) is the source of this 2578-nucleotide messenger RNA. It is a transcript of the gene ankrd46a, whose product is annotated as ankyrin repeat domain 46a. Gene Ontology annotation, molecular function: protein binding. Lineage: Eukaryota; Metazoa; Chordata; Actinopteri; Siluriformes; Ariidae. The transcript has 3 exons. Bases 583 to 1269 code for a protein of 228 amino acids. The record is from RefSeq and is a predicted model, not a curated record.